AUGGAAGAAAAUGCCAACACCAGCUUUGAAGAAGAUUUUGAAGGACAGGCAACACACACAGGACCCAAAGGUGUCAUCAAUGACUGGAGAAAGUUUAAAUUAGAAAGCCAAGACAGAGGAUCCUUACCCUUGAGCAAGAAGGAAAUCCUUAAACAGAUGUCUACACCACACAGAUCUUUCAGCAAAGAUGAUAAAGACACCAGACAGAGAUUCUCCCGUAAGAUGAGCAUGCAGGAAUACGAAUUAAUCCAAGAUGAGCAAGAAGAUGAAAGCUGCCUACAAAACUACCGCAAACGCUGCAUGCAGGACAUGCACCAGAGGCUGAGUUUUGGGCCAAAAUAUGGUUACGUGAGCGAGCUGCAGAACGGGGAACAGUUCCUGGAAGCCGUGGAGAAGGAACGCAAAACCACCACCGUCAUCGUCCACAUCUAUGAAGAUGGCAUCAAGGGUUGUGAUGCUCUCAACAACAGCUUGACCUGCCUGGCAGCUGAAUAUCCCACUGUCAAGUUCUGCAAGAUCAAGGCCUCUGACACAGGGGCUGGAGACCGCUUCUCAAACGAAGUGCUCCCCACUCUUCUUGUCUACAAGGGUGGGGAGCUCCUGAGCAAUUUUAUCAGCAUUUCGGAACAAUUCAACGAGGAGUUUUUUGCUGUGGAUGUGGAGUCUUUCCUAAAUGAGUAUGGGCUGCUGCCUGAAAGGGAGCUUCCAGCCCUGGGAAAUGGUGACACGGAUGAGCAAGAUGUUGAAUAA
Messenger RNA from Calypte anna (Anna's hummingbird), 750 nucleotides. It is a transcript of the gene PDC, whose product is annotated as phosducin. Bases 1 to 750 code for a protein of 249 amino acids. Gene Ontology annotation, biological process: regulation of G protein-coupled receptor signaling pathway. Lineage: Eukaryota; Metazoa; Chordata; Aves; Apodiformes; Trochilidae. The record is from RefSeq and is a predicted model, not a curated record. The transcript has 3 exons.